CCAGCGAAAUCUGCGGAUGUAAAUGAAGACGCUGCAAAAUCCACAAAACGAGCGGCUUCAGGAGCAGCGAAUAGCACUGACAUGGUGAAUAAUUGCCAGGAUACAACAAACAGCCUGGAAGGCAGGACAAAUGGGGAUAGCCACGAGAUCCAGUCAGAUCAUCUAGACCAGACCCAUCCAGACCUGGGAGAGGGAGGAUCAGGUAAAAUGUUACCUAUUGAUACAGCUAACAUUUCUAUACCUAUUAUGCGGACAUCAGGAUUAGAAGGCAUACAAUGUAUAUUGGCACAAAUGAAAGAGGAUAGAAUUUUUUUAGCCGGAGAGAUUGAGAGAAAUGCUAAGGAAAUAAGAUUAGAGAUCCAGGCAAUUGGUAAUCGGACUGCCGCCCUAGAAGUGAGGGUAGAGGCUGUGGCAAAAGCACAUAAUGAUUUAUUAAUCCAGAGCUCGGAAUGGGGCACAAGGCUUGACGCUCUAGAAGUGGCAUUUGAGGAUCUUAUAAAUCGAUCCCGACGUAAUAAUAUUAAAAUUAGAGGGAUACCGGAAACCAGAGAUGAGGGUCCGGUACAGAAUUUGGUUUUAGAAAUCUUUAGACCCUUACUACCAGACAUUCCUGAACCCAGAUGGGAAAUUGACAGGGCGCACCGUUUGUCAGGUGGUCUACGAAGGAAUGAUGAACGACCCUGA
Molecule: messenger RNA, 684 nt
Organism: Pelobates cultripes (western spadefoot toad)
Lineage: Eukaryota; Metazoa; Chordata; Amphibia; Anura; Pelobatidae
Source: the annotation of a GenBank genome assembly